AUGCUUGCAAAUUUUAUUGGAUUAGGAGCCCUGUCCAAUAAGGUUGGUGGUAACCCUGGGGCUGUUUCACAAAUCAGAAUUUUAACAGGAAACAGAUUUGUUUAGUGUUCUUUUAUCAUGGUUCAUCUCCAAGUCACCAAAUAUUGAGGUUUUUCUUUUUUGAAAAUGUGCAAGUUUUGAGCAUGAUAUCCUUGAUUAUCUAAGGACUGUUCUAGAUGGCCUGUUUAGACCUUUUUAGAGGUAAUUCCAAUUUGCUUGUACAAAGCUUAUAUGGUGACUAAAGUAUGUCUGGGUUUUACUGAGCAUCCGUUCUGAUUAUUUCACAGGGUGGUUGGUUAUAUGAUAACAAGCAUUCAUUCUGAUUUGCUUAUGGUGUAUUUUACAUGUCUUCUUGUUAAUCAUAUAUUUAUUCCACACUUUUCAGUCUAUUCCCCCCUCACUUUCUUUUUCUUUUUAAAAAAUAUUAUUACAAAGAAAAAUACUUUGUGUGUGUGGAGUAUGGCCUUAUAACAUCCCCUACUUUCACAUUCCAAAACAGGAUAAAACUCACCUAAUUAAUAACAGCGUUUAUGCAAUGUAGCAAAGUCUCAAAACCUGAAAAAUUAUUUCCCCCUCACUUUCCAUACAGCCAAACAGCAGGUUUUUUUUUGUUUUGUUUAAAGUGGAUCUGGUGUGCUGGGGUGACAGGGCACUUUCACUCACUUUAAUUGUGCAAAUCUAAAAUUCUGGUGUGUGUGCACUUCCGGGGUGGCACCACCAGCAAUGGCGGACUCCCUCUGAACUGGAGGGACUGGCUCCGCGGUAAACAGGGUCUACUCUGCUACGGCGAAGCAGGGACCCCUUCAAAAUCACAGGCGGAUGAAGCCUGUGACCGUGGGACUCGGCGGGCACCUUUAGCUCCCCCCCAAUCCGCUAAGGAACCCACUAAUGGGCUCCGAAGUGAGGAGGGGGAAGUGGCGCGGUGCUGUGAGUCAAUCGCUAUUUCUGUGGAGCGAAGCCGCAUAGCUGUUGCCGGAGAGCGCUGCCUUUUUUCCUGGGACAAUUUGGACUCUAAAACAAGCACCCGUGAGUACUUAGAAUUUGAACAAUUGGAUAUCAAACAAAGAUUUGUGAGAAGGACAGAAUCGGACUAUAAAAAAAAAAAUCUAUUGAAUUUGGUACGGAGCGGGAAGGGCUAAACAGGAAGUCACCCUUCCAUUCUUUUGUAAACAGAAUAAAGCAAAGGCAAUUUACACUAGAGCUCAGAAAAUCGUCUUUAAAAGAGUGGAUUUCAACAUUUUAAAUUGGGAAUCUUUUUUUGGACUAUUUGAAGUAACUGUAAAAGGAAGUAAUUUUCCUCCGUCCUGAUCCUGGAGCAGGGUGUCAGGACUGACGUGAGUUUACCAAGACAAUCGCUUUUUGACAGACAGCUAAAAGAAGAGAAACUUUGUGAUUCCACUGUUCCCUCUCGCAUUCUAAAGGAAUAUAUAUGGACAAAGUAUCUCAAGUACUUUGGAAAAAAAAAGGAAACUUUGUAACAAGAAUAAACAUAAGUCUUCCCCCUAGGGGGAGCUUGUGAAACUGUAACUAACUCCAGGGAAUUGACAGCUGUUACAAAAUAAUUGUGGGAAAGUAUUUGACUUUGCAGGACAAUGUACUCAGAAGCCUUGGUGUGUGCUUUUUACAAAACAAAUGCUUUACUGGAAGAAUUACACGAUAAGGUGAACUGGAUGGUCAUUUCGACUAGAAAUCUUAAACAGGCAGUGGAAUGUUUUGACCAGACUGUGGGAAAACAUGUGGAGCCCACUCAGGAUUCAAACCAGGAGUGUGUUUUGAUAGAACAGGAGUUUGUGGUAUUAAAUCAGGAGUGUGUUUUGACAGAACAGACCCAACAGGAGUAUGAUCCUUCGGACUGGACAAAUGAAUUUGGAAAAAGCCAGAUCUCGAAAGGAAAAGUUUGGUGUGGUUUGGAAAUGGGGGGCUGGAUUGACCCCCCUAUGUUGGGAUGUCUGGACUUUUUAAAUAUGGUAAUGGGCUGGGAAAUGCUUGGGAUUGUGGGGGCUCUCAACUUUGGAGGGCCCUUGAAACAUGCUUUUAAAUACUAUAUGGAAUGCAGCGAUGAAUACGGAAAAGGGUCUGAUCUGUCGAGAAGGGUUAAAAACAUUAUCAAGUUGGAGCUACCACGAGCAAGAGACAUUGUCAAGCUGGAGUUACGACGAGUAGGAGAUAAGGGAAAUUACAGUUAUAAAUAUGAAGAAGAGCUGCGGAAGGGCCAUGGAAGUGACCUGAGGGCCUCGGACAUAAGGUUACUGGGCUAGACUGAUGGGAAUAAGGGCUGACAAACCCCGGAACCAGGAGGAAGGGACGUUGGAUAAAGAUUGGACUUGUUUAUAUCUUUUUUUUCUCUUUCUUUAUUAUUAGAAUGUUUCAUAAAGUUGAUGAAUGAUAGAAAAAUGUUGGAAGAAAUUACCUAGCUUUAGUAAAGAUGCUUAAAGAAUUAUGAAAGAAUAUUAUGAUUAUAAGAAGCUGGUAAGGUUAAGACUUAAGUUUUAAACUUUAAGGUUUAUUUUAUUAUAGAAAGAUAGGAUUAAAAUAGUCUAGGGUAAUGUAAUGAUAGAAUUUUAUGAAACAUGGAAAGGAAAGGAUUUGCUGGGAUAAUUAAUAACUAGGAUACAAAGGAAGGGAGGAGGAGGAGGUCUAAGAAAGAAGGCAAUGACAGUUAAGGGUCUGAAAAUAAUGAACUUGUUUUUAAAUGUUUUUUUUUUAAAAAAAAAAACCUUGGGAUUUUUGUAAUUUUGUCACUUUUUUGUUUUUUAUUUGGAAUUUUCUUUUUUUCUUCUUUUUUUUCCUUUUCAUUACUUUCUUCUUUUUGUAAUAUUUUGAAAACUCCAAUAAAUAUCUUUAAAAAAAUAAAAUAAAAUUCUGAUGUGCGCAUGAAUCCCUCCUGGAAAGAACUGGCAGUCUGGAGGAGGCAUGCUAAGGAUCGUACAGGGUAAUUGUUCCAUAAGCAAAUAACCUGACAGAUUUGCCUGGAUAGAGAGUGGAAUGUAGGAGGAGACUUCCUGAAAUUUGUUAAGUAAGAGAGGUGUGUAGCUCUGAGUCACUUGUUAUACACUUGUUCAUCUUCCUUAACUGGUUCAAAGUCUCUAUGAAUGCUUCAAGGAUCCUUCUCAGUUUUGGACUCUGAGGUCAAAGCACCACCUGCAGUGUACACAUCCGAGAUUUAUAUGGGUUCACCAGCCAAUAUUCUUCUGGUAAGGAAUGUCUUCAACAUUAGCUUUAUUGCCUUGAGUGAGACAAACGAAAUAAUUAUUGUGACUGUGAUGAAAGAGGGACUGCAAACUCAGUAAGCAAAGUAUACCUAACUGUAUACUUUUAUCAAUUUUGCAUCUCACAGACUGGUAACCAACAGAUUUCAUGCUUGAAGGGUAUUCUUUUUCAAAUAUGUCAGAACCUACAUACUGCAAACAAGGAUGGUGUCUGGCAGGCAGGCAGGCAUCUCAGUGCAGAAUCACUGUAGAAUUGCUGUGCUUACCUUACAAAUCUUUCUAUGUUGGUUCUACCACAGGUAUGUAAUAUAGCGUAACUAAAAAUAAUGUGUUUGUAACUUAGAUCCAUUGAGAUUCUGUUUUGCCUCCUAGGACCCAAACACUAAAACAAAUACAUAUGGAAAUGGAGAAGCAAAGAGGAAGUUUUUUGGAACUGAAAAUCCAUAUGGGGCUGAAAGUCAGGUAUCAGACAAUGUAUGUGUUUUUAUUGCAUGCCCUAACUUUGUCAUUAUACCUGAUUGAAUCUUUUCAUAUAAUCAUUCUAGGGCUCUUAAUAUGUGAGUAUAACAUACAGUUUUGAGGGGUCAGUACCUCAGCUAACAAUAUAUUACCUAAUAUCCCUCAGGAAUAUUAUAGUGCAAGUAAUUUGGCGUGUUGCCCAUUGUUUUGAGGAAUCUAGUUUCUACCUACAUAUCAUAAGUAUAUUGUUGUAAGAAGUAUGAUCUCCUCCCUUUCUAGCAGGACUACCUAUGGAAUAAAUGCUGUGUGUGUUACACAAACUCAUAGUGGAACGUGCCUGUGAUACCACUGAUGGCAAAGCUACACAGCGCUCCCAUGACCUCUACCCUCUGUGACUGUAAAGCUAGCGGCUCAUAUUGCCGAAAGGGAACUUAAUAGAGGAUCUGUAGUCAAGGCAAAGUGCAGAGAAGCUGUAAGCCAUUUUCAUCCUCAACAUUUCCAAUUUCUCCUUGAGACUUAUUGCUAAGUGCUUUUCAAACAUUUUAAAAAGGUUUGUUUUUAAAAAAUAAAAGCUGGUGUCUGUUAGUGCUCAUGAUAAUGAACUAGAUGGCCCAAUUAUUUAAUUUGGUAUAAAGCACCUUUAUACGUCUGUGUGCUUGGGAACCUUGCAAAAAGUUAGGUCCUCUCUCAUGCAGAGAGAGCUAUCAGCAUACAAGUUGUUCAUGUGUGGGCUUGGUGGUGCCUGCAGGCCCACUCAGUGUAUGGAAGUUGGGGAGAUAGGGGCAGUGGGUGCCAGUGGUGUGCAGUCAGUUGACUAGGGGGACUAGGCUAAUUGCCUAAAUGGUCCAAGAGCCCUCCCGCCACCUUCCCAAAGCCCACCUGGCUUUAGGAAGGAGGCAGCAGGGCCCUGGCAUCUCCUUUCCAGUGUCCAGGAAGCUUCUGCCCGGCUUAGGGAGCUGCGAUGCUCACACGCACAACGUCGGGGACAUCGUGACGUCACCCCCCCAUUGCCCUCACAAGCUGGCACCUCUGCCCCUGUUUCCCGAUGAAACAUUUCACUGCACACCACACACUGGUGGGUUCAAUCUCACAGUUUUGAAUGGCCUACAAGGUGCUCUAGAAUUCUUACUGAUUUGAAACUUUGUUAGGGCUUCACCAGACUUUGCUUUGAAAUUAGUUUCAGGUCAUAUGUAAAACUCUCUUGGCAGGCCUAAUGCUCUGAUCUUUUCUUUGCCAAAAUCACUGAAUGGGGGAAACAGCUGUACAGCAAUUCCUCUUUCAAAUUAUGUUGCUGUAAUGCAGCUGACCUGUUUUUCUCCUGGGGUGUGGCCACUGUCGCUUGGAGACAGAUUCUAGGAGCCACAGGUGACAGCUGAGUGCAGGGUGAGGACAAAAGGUGGACAAACUAUCCCAGAAGGAGCAUGAUGUGUCCCGCACCAAAGGUUCUACCCUGCUAACAUAGUGCUUUGACUUGACCCCCAGAGGUGCACUCCAUUGUCUCUCAAGACAUCGCUUUCAACUCACUACAUUUCAAAGCUUAAAGAGGCAUCUUUUGCUUUUUGCCACUACUGUUCCUUCUAGGCAUUUCACUGGUGCCUUUGCAUUGAUUUUGCAGCAGCUUCUCUUCCUGCCUCUCUGACAACAUGAAUCACCUUCCUCCAUCACCUUUCUUUCUGCCUGCCCCAGGGGAAUCUCCUCUUCCCUGCAAACAGUGGAAGCUGUUUGUUUGUGAUUAUUCUCUUACCACCCAGACAAAUAACAUAAGCCCUGCCAAACAAAAGGCCUUAAUGCUUCUUUGUUUGGGUGCAAAAGACCAGAGAGAGGUCUUAUUCCCAUCUACCCUUCACUACUGCUGUGACUCAGGAUGCAAAUCCUUAUGAAAUAGCUCUUCAGACCUUGAACGAUCUUCCUCCUUCCUGCUUCCUCAAUGUGGUGUCUGAAUAUUAUAAAUUUUAUUCAAGUGUUCAAGUACCAGGGGAGCUGAUUAGAUGUAACACCACUACAUGCUACUUGAGUGCUACUUGUGAUGCGCAGCUGAGGGCAUGCUGCUUAAAGAGGGCCACAUUGUCCUUCAUCCAAAUUUCAGGAGAAACAGCUAAUGGAAAGGAAGCUUACUUUCAACACAGUUGUUAAUAGCUCGAAAGACUGAGAAUGUCAUUCAGUGGUCCAAAUGGCAUCACCAACGUCUCAGGCUUCUCAAGUCAUGGAUGUGCAGGUAGUUCAAGGCAGUAUCUUCAAGUAAAAAACCCCCCACUUCAGUACUGUCAAGCAAGGCAAAUUUACAGGGCCUGGUGGCAGUAAGGAGAAUAUAGUUAAGAGGGAGGGGAUCAUAAUCACAUUUCAUAAGACCCUGUAUAGAAGAAGGAUGAGCAAACCCUGUUGGGGGAGGAGAGAAGUGGCAAGCUCUCUAAAAGGGGUGGGUAACGUGUGGCCCCCCAGAUUGUUGUUGGAUUACAGCUCCCAUUGACCUUGUUCAUUGGGGCUAAUGGAGAGUCAGCCUGCCAGUUCUCCAACUCUUCUCUGUAACUUUUGUCCAAUGGCAUUUUAUUUAUGUGGGUGUAUUUUAUCUCUUAGGGACGCGGGUGACACUGUGGUGUAAACCACAGAGCCUAGGGCUUGCCGAUUGGAAGGUUGCGGUUCGAAUCCCCGCGACGGGGUGAGCUCCCGUUGCUCGGUCCCUGCUCCUGCCAACCUAGCAGUUCAAAAGCAUGUAAAAGUGCAAGUAGAUAAAUAGGUACCGCUGCAGCAGGAAGGUAAACGGCGUUUCCAUGCGCUGCUCUGGUUUCACCAGAAGCGGCUUAGUCAUGCUGGCCACAUGACCCGGAAAAACUGUCUGUGGACAAACGUCGGCUCCCUCAGCCAGUAAAGCGAGAUGAGCGCCGCAACCUCAGAGUCGUCUGCGACUGGACUUAGCUGUCAGGGGUCCUUUACCUUUACCUAUUUUAUCUUUUACUACUGUGCUUUUGUGAUAUCUGUUACUUUUUCUUCUUCUUCAUGGUGAACUGCCUUGAGCGUUGCCCAGGGAAAGGAAGUAAAUUCACUUUAAGUUUUCCUUAUAUAUUUCUCCGUUCUCCACUUUGCCUUUCAGGUACAGGUACCUCCCUUCUGUUUGCUCUCUGUACGUGUUAUAAGAAUUAGAAAUCUCCAGCGAGCAGAUGUGUGUGAGUAUCUGGCAGAUCCUGAGUAGGUAUAAAUCUGGCUCAGAAAAUGCUGGCAUAUAAAUAUGGAUUGAUUUAAUAUUAAGAUCCUUUUUAAAUAUUGAUUUUAAAUUUUUAUAUAUUUAAUGAUAUUUAAAUAAAUAUAUUUAGUGAAAAACAUUUAAUGAAAAUUUCAUUCAUUUUAUGUUGUUACUGUUUAAUGGACGCCACGGUAGUCAUUAGCACUGUAAGCUCUGUUGACAUGUUUGUGUUGCUUGGCCAGAUUCAGUUAGACAGAUGUGCUAGCAGGAGACAGUGCAAUAAGUCACCUUAAGAUGGGGCUUUCCCCCAUCUCCUUCCACCAUGCACCCCCCAGACCCCCCAAAAUUGGCUCUGAAAGGUCAGAAGAACCCCCAAACAGUGUGCAGGGGGAGAAGAGAGGAGAUUGCUCUGUGUGGGAAGCAGAAAUACCUGUGCUGCCAUAACAUAGCACAACAACGUGGAAUUCCUCCCAAAAUUCCUUGCCUGCCUAUGCUGUCUGUUGAGAAGGAAAAGGCAGAUGCUACUCUUUGCAUUAUGAAAUAUAGCAUUUAGAACACCGAUUGCAAUAGCCACUAACAAGCUUUCCCAUGUUAUCUGUAGUCAUAGUAUCAUUUCAAAAAACAUGAUCCUGUAAUUAUUUAUUUGCCAGAAGAGCAGCCUGGUAUUCAACAGGAUUUAGAUAGGAAAAUGAUUAAUAGGACUGACUUGUUUAAUAUCUUGAUCCUAAUACCGUGAACAUGAGAUAUUCCAAAUUACAAGGUGUAUGUUAGAAGGACAACAAUCUAGGGCUUAACUCCCACCAUUCCUGACCACUGGGCAUGCUGGCUGGGGCUGAUGGGAGUUGGGGUUCAACCAAUCCACUCACCUUCUAUGGUGGGCGGUGUUGCGGCCAGACCACAGUGAUCCAACCAAUGGCUGGUUGGAUUGCCCUGCUGGCAAUUGGCCAAUGCCAUCAGUCUUAGGACAGUUGUUCCCUGGGGAGCGGGCCCACCUGAGCAAUGAGCAGCACUUGGGCCCGCUCUCGGGGGGGUGGGAUAAAUUGUGGCCUGCCUGGCGCUCUUCCUCUGCCUUUUAACAUCCGGGGUGGAGGACACAGGUACACCAACCAUGUUUUAAUUGAUAGAGGACACUAUAUUUCUAGAUAUAGCACUUUGUAAAAUAAGAGAGUCUCUGUCUUUUUGAGACUAAAUGACUUAACCCCCCCCAAAACAAACACAUAGUAAGACAAAUUGAUUGUUAUGUAAGUACUCAAUUCACAGUCAAGAGCUUCUUUAUUGCUUGACACAAGCAUUUCUGUUACUAUUAUAUACAACCUAUUUACAUUCCUUGUUUAUCUCUCCAACACGGUAUAAUCUCAGUCUAGUAAUUAACAAUGCUGACACAGCAAAACUCACAGUAUCAGCAGCACACAUUGUCUUACUUCUAAACUUGUUGUCAGUGUGUGUGUGCUUUCCUUGUGCGGAAAUUGCAGCCUGCAACUUCCUCCCUUUAUUUGCACCUCCAGCUGACACCAAUCAAGCCUAGAGUGCCACUCCUACACACUAAAGAAAAGUUCUGGAACUCUCUUUAAAGCUUCCAGGAACUUUUAUCUGUUUCGUAAAGAAUGUUUUCCUAACAUUAUUUGCUCGUGGCCAGAUAAAAAACAUCUCAAAUAGCAGUAAUCCAGCCUGAAAUGAAACCUUCUCUUUUAGAAUACAGAGUAUGGUGAAGGUGAGGUGAGAAUACAUUGUAAUUGGUUUUAACUGGUUGUUGUUGUUUUUAAAACAUGCAGUAAGUCCAAGUGAUUGUUACAUAAGUUUGAGGUUACCGACAGCUUCCUAUGGUAAUACCCGGACGAAAGCCAUCUCAAAUAGUAGCGAUCCAGUCUGGAAUGAAACCUUCUAUUUUAGAAUCCAGAAUGUGGUGAAGGUGAGGUUUUCACUGGUUGUUUUUAUUGAUUUUAGUAAAAAGAAAAAAAAAUACCUACCAUGUUGAUAAGUACAACAGCAGGGAUCAUUUAGUUUGUAACUAGAGGGUUAAUUCUGUUAUCAGUAAGUCAGCUAAGCCAGAAGGGCUGGAGGAGGAGGUGUUGCUUAGCUACCAGAGAGAUCUUCCCUGAGGCAACAUGGCCCCUGGGUGUGUAGUUCUGAGUGAGUUUUCCUCUAUAUGUUUUGCUGACCAGCUCCCUGCACUGCACAAGGCCUUAACUAAGAAUGACAAAAUAACAGAAUCAUAGAUUUGUAGUGGCAUCACAGUUUCAUGAGGGGCCUCCAGUCAACAAUAAAUUCUUGGAGAAAGCCGGGUUUUCAAUGUGGAAAGGUAAUUCCCUUGCACUCAUUUAUCCAGAUCUCUCUCUCCCCCCCUUUUCUUUUGUAUUGGAUAUGUCUUAUAAUCCUGUCACAUAUUUCUCAGCUGAGGAGAAACAGCUAAUCCUCUGCCCCCUCGGUCAACAGUUGCCAGCUCCCAAGUUAGCCUUCACUUCUUUUUCCAUCCACAUUUCAGUUAAUCAGCCUCUUUGCCCAGUAGUGGUGGCAGGGCAGAAAUAGCCUCAAGAUGGUGCUGGGCCUUGGUGCACAAAAGUUCCCUGAUCAAGAGCUGCAUCCUCUUCACAGAAUCAUAGAAUUGUAGAGUUGGGAGGGAUCCUGAGGGCAUCCAACUCCCGCAAUGCAGGAAUUUCAACUAAAGCAUCUAUGACAGAUGGCCAUAUAACAUCUGCUUAAAAAUCCCAAAUGAAGGAGAGUCCACAACCUCCCAAGGGAGUCCAUUCCACUGUUAAACAGUUCAUACUGUCAGAAAGUUCUUUCUGUUUAGUCGGAGUCUCCUUUCUUGUAACUUGAAGCUAAUGGUUUGGGUUCUAGCCUCUGAAGCAGGAGAAAUCUUGCUGCAUUUUCAUGACAGCUCUUUAGAUAUUUGAAAAUGGCUAUCAUAUCUCCUCUCAGUUUCCUCUUUUCCAGGCUAAACAUAUCGAACUCCCUCAACAGUUCCUCAUAAGCCUUGGUUUCCAGACCCUUGAUCAUCUUGGUUGCCCUCCUCUACAUAUGUUCCAGCCUGUCAAUAUUCUUCUUAAAUUGUGGUGUCCAGAAUUGGACACAGUAUUCCAGAUGUGGUCUGACCAAUGCAGAAUACAGUGGUUCUAUUAAUUCCCUUGAUCUGGACACUAUACUUCUGUUGUUGCAGCCUAGAAUAGAAUUUGCUUUUUUUUUUUUUUACUGCUGCAUCACAAUGUUGACUCAUGUUAAGCUUGUGCUCUGCUAAGACCCCUACAUCCUUUUCACAUGUAUUACUUGCAAGCCAGGUGUCCCCCCCAACUUAUAUUUGUGCUCUGGUUCUUCCUGCCUAAGUGCAGAACCUUACAUUUGUCCCUGUUGAAAUUCAUUUUGUUAGUUUGGUCCAGUCUGUUAAGGUCCUCUUGAAUUCCAAUUCUGUCUUCCAUGAUGUUAGCUACCCCUCCCAGUUUGGUGUCAUCUGCAAAUAUGAUGAGCAUCCUCCCAAUUCCUUUGUCCAGGUCAUUUAUAAAAAUGUUGAAGAACAAUGGGCCCAGGACAAAACCCUGCGGCAUCCCACUUGUCGCUUUUUCCCAACAUAAUAAGGAACCAUUAGUGAGUACUUUUUGGGUUCAGUCAGUAAACCAGCUACAAAUCCAGCUACUUCUCUGUUCCUUUCUCCUCAAAUUAUUACCCUUCCUCCCUGUUUCCUCAAUAAAGUGUUGUCAGGUUUCUUUUCUGUCUGGAUUCCCACAGUGACUUAUGAAAGAGUAUCACAAUAAAAUCAUGUUUGUAUGUAUUAGAUGAAUAGUGACUGUCCUUACCUAAGUUAUCUUGAUAACCGCAGUGAUGUGUCAUGUGGGAACAGCUCCCACAUAUGCUUUGCAUAUGAAGGAGGCCUGAGUGUGGUUCGAAGUAUAUGCUGAAAAAGUCACCACAGAUCUAAGCAAGUUUCAUAAUUUUCAUUAGUCUCUCUUAGAUCAGAUUUCUAAAUAAUCUCCUGGGACAGCUCUAAACUCUAAUUAUAGGGAGCAUACAACUCAUUUUUCGCAAUAGCUCCACUGGGUACCAGUUCAUUCCAGGCACAAUUUGAAGUGAUGGUUAUGACCUAUAAAGCUGUCUACGGCUUAAGGUCCUAGCUAUCUGAAACACCAUAUUCCGUCAUAUGAACCUGUGUGGGUUAUGUGAUCUUCGGGGCAGGCCCUUCUCUUGGUCCUGUAACUCUCACAGACAUGCUCCCUGUGAAAUGCCCACUUUUUAGAUGUCAAGGAAAUAAAGAACUAUAUAACUUUUAGAAGACACCUGAAGGCAGCCCAGUUUAGAGAAGUUUUUAAUGUUUGAUAUUUUAUUAUGUUUUAUAUAUGCUGUAAGCCACCAAGAGUGGCUGGGUAAACCUAGCCGGAUGGACAGGGUAUAAAUAAUAAAAUUAUUAUUUAUUAUUAUUAUGUGACAGAGGGCCUUCUUGGUGGCUGCUCCCAGAUUUUGGAACUCCCUCCUUAGAAAUAAUAAUAAUAAUAAUAAUAAUAAUAAUAAUAAUAAUAAUAAUAAUUUAUUUUUCAUACCCUGCCCAUCUGGCUGAGUUUCCCCGGCCACUCUGGGAGGAUCCCAAUUGAGUGUUAAAAACAAUACAGCAUUAAAUAUUAAAAACUUCCCUAAAAGGGGCUGCCUUCAGAUGUCUUUUAAAGAUAAGAUAGCUGCUUAUUUCUUUCACAUCUGAAGGCAGGGCGUUCCACAGGGUGGGCGCCACUACCGAGAAGGCCCUCUGUCUGGUUACAUGUAACCUCACUUCUCGCCAUGAGGGAACCACUAGAAUUCCCUCAGAGCUGGACCUCAGUGUCUGGGCUGAACGAUGGGGGUGGAGACGCUCCUUCAGGUAUACAGGACUGAGGCCAGUAUUAGACUGGGUCCCUCCUUGUUGUCUUCCUGCAGGCUUUUGGGAACUGACUGCUUUUAAUGAAAGGGGUUGUGCUGUGAUGUUUUUAUUGUAAUUAUCUGCAUAUUUUUGAAUAGAUCUUUUCUGUGCUUUUUUUUCUGGGGGAUGCAGGGGUAUGCAUACCCCUAAACAUUUUGUGAACUUACGUUUGGCCUCAUUGAGGGGCAGUAUUUCAAUAUGAGUAGGAAAAUGAGAGUACCCCUGUUAGAUUUCCAAGGGGUUGCUCGUGCGCAAGCAGGCAAAUCUCUCCCUGGCUGGCUGCUAAUGUAAACUUUAUCUGUCCGGAGAGCCACUCACCCGUGGCUAACUCAAUCGCUGGCAGAAUCCGUGAGUGGGCGUUUCUUAAACUUCUUCCAGCAAAGAAGCUCCUUGAUGCCUAGUCUCCGCCUUCCCUCUCUGCGUGAAAGCCUUCUGCUCAGAGAGGGCGUGGGCAGCGGAGGACCCCUUCCUUCCCCGCUUGUCCCAGGCAAGGAGUCAUGGAACCGCCUCGCCACUUCCGACUCCCGCACCCCCUCUCCACUGGAGCUGCGUUUAUUCUCUUCCCCAGAAGAGGAGCUGCUUCUCCCGAUCCCUGGAGGCUCUCUAUAAUCCCUCUGGCUUUUGCUCUCUCCCUCUGGCACUGAUGGCAGUUCCCUGACAACCCCUAAACAUUUUUUUAAAGAAAAAAAGGCACUGGAUCUUUUAAACUUAUAUAUAGUUUCAAUUAUAUAAUUUUUAAAUUGUUCUUAAAUUAUUGUUUCCCUCCCCUAUGUUUUUAGCUGUUCCUAUUUCAUCUGUAAGCUGUCUUGAAUUCCUGUCAUGGAAAAAGACGGGGUAUAAAUAAAUAUAUAGCAAUAAUAAUUACAACAGUGAUGUGUAAUUUCUGACGUUUCCAGCAUCACUUUCAUGGGGAGCAGAGUUCUAAUUAGUUUAAUCAAUGUAAAGAUGAAGCAAAAGAUAUUCAAUCUAAGGCUUUGUUUUGAAGAUCUAGGUGCUGCUAUCUUGGGAUGGAUUUGGGAAGAUUCCUCCUACAUGGGGACACAGUGAGCUUUUAAAAGUAGUUAAGUGAUGGUUGAGUAUCUUUAGUGUGUUUUAGCAGGGUUGUGAGUCAUGUUACCAUUAAAUGUUCCUCCUGUGCCUAAAGCAACCAAUUAUUUUACUCCCUCUCUUCUUCCUGAACCAACCGAUUGUCAUGCACUGCCAUCAUGACCCAUUUUUCAUUCCUUAUCGUCAUGGAAGACGAGCAGGAUAAAUUUUUAUGAUGUGUCAAGAAGAGGUGAUUGCUCUGGUGCUCAGAAGUCAAUACUACAACACCCACCAUUCCAAAGACUCCUUUGAAUACCCCAAGCAUACACUAAUGCUGCCUGUCUUCAAAAUGGUUUUGCCCACCACACACUGACUAAUUUUCCCUAUUCCCUAGAAUGUACUAGAACUGAAAGUAUGUGAUGAAGAUACUCCCUUCAGGGAUGACCAGCUUUGCACAGUUCUUUUUGAUAUAGCUCAGCUCCAGCCUGGUGACACAGUCUGCAGGCAUUUUGAACUGAACCAACAGGUGAGAGACAAAAUUAUAUGUACAGUUUGGGAGGAUGGGAUGCAGACUAAUAAGGGCUUCUUUGAAAUAUCCUGUAAUUUAUAGUUAAUUAGUUUAGUGUAUACUAUUGUUUCUCAUUCUUUCAGUGUCCCUAUUUAAAACCUGCCAUGCAGAGUAAUUUUCCAGACUUUUUAUCUUUUCAUUAUAUAUAUUGUACAUGUCUAUAGUUUAUACAUGUCUGUCGUUUCUGUUCUCCUCUGUAAUUCAUUCUGUGAUAUUUGUCAGAGUGGUUUUCAAAAUGGCUUAUUGUAGGCAUCAUUUUCUUAAAGGCUUUUUUUAAUAGUUUGGUGCCUUGUUUUAGAGAUUGGUUGGAAAACCCAACUUUGGAUUCACAGCAAUGCAUAUAGGCAAAUAUAUCAGUUACUUAUAGAAAUUUUCAAUCAGAAACCAACUAGGCAUGCCAGCAUACCUGUCAACUUACAGAUUUGAAAAUAAGGGACCAGCAGCCUCGAAAAUAAGGGAUCAGCAGCCAAAAUAAGGGAUUUUGGCUUAGCUUAUACAUAAAUCCGCCACUGAUGGAGCCAUGCUGCUUUGGCUGCGACUGACUGUGUUUUGCAGGGGGUUGGACUAGAUGAUCCUAAGGGUCUACAACUCCCACCAAAGAAGGGUGGCAGACAAAACUGAUGAACGACAUCGAGAUGGCAAAGCUUACAGGCAGAAUUAAAAACCAGGAAGAGGACCUCUUUAAUAAAGAAUGGGGAAAGUUUAUAAUUUAGUUGAAAACCUAUUGUAAAGAGUUACAUACAUUGGUAGGAUUGACAAAAAACUUGUAGUAAAAAUUUGAACUAUGGAUGGACAAAUGAUUUAUAAAAAUAGAGUUAUGAAAGGGAUGCAGGGGGGGAAAUCACUACAUUAAGAUGCUGCACUGGUUGGAGGGUAUGCUAAGCAGCACGUCGGGGCUGCCGUCGUCCUGGCGCGAGGAGUUCCAUUGGCCCUUCCCCGCCUGGGGGGGGGGAAGGGAGAGAGACUCUCACCCACGCCGCCUGCUAGCCCGGCAUGAGCCGGUUGCGGCGCCACAGUGGCCGCUGAAGCGCCACCCUUCUGCGUCCCUCCCCAUCCCCUCCUCUUCCUCCUCCCUCAGGCCGCCUCCUCAGCCGCUGCUGCUGCCUCCGGCUUCCCCUGGCAGUGUGGCGGAAGUCUCGCAAGAGAGGGGCUGCCUGCCCGCCCGCAGCCACCCGUCUCCUCACGACGCGCCCCUGAGGGGGAAAAGGGAGAGACGGAGACACGACAGCUCGUGUGCGCGCUCUCUCUCGUGGCGGAGGACCCUGAGCCGCUGCUUGCCUCCUGAGCGAUGCGUGCCAGUUUGACAAAUUUGCAUAUGUAUAAGGUCACACCUUCAUGUAGCUUCUUGGAAUUCUUCAAUAAAAAAUUAUAUAUGGAAAUUAUUUAAACGUAUGUAAAAUGUAACUGAAUUUCUUAUGUCUUUAUCAUAUGCCUCAGUUUUUGGACUAUUGAGUUUAUUGGGGUUUAGGAUUCUUGUGUUUUCCCAUAUGAAUUAUGUAAGGGAGCCAGCUAGAACAUCCCUAGAGUGGCACAUUUACUCACCUUACCUGUUGUGUACAAAAUAUGUCCUGGUGCAUUAUAGAGGAACACAUGAUUCUGCUUUGCUGCAUGUAAUGGAACAUCACCAUCAUCAUUUUAUUUGUAUGCCGCCUUUCCAUAGUUAAAACAAUGCUCAAGGCGGCUUACAACAUGACAAGAUUUACAUAAUUACCAACGUAACAAAAGUCAUAAGCAAUAAAUAAAACACAUCAAAAAGCACACAACCAAAACAAUUUCCACAUAAAGCAUAAAAUCUAAAACUAAGAAUGCAGCAUUAAUAUCAAUUACAAUUUAAAACGACAGAUAAAAAAUAAAAGCAAUUUAAAAAACAAAAACAGAGCCCAGAUGGAAGGAGGCAGGCAAGGCCCCCAGGGGCAGGAACAUACCUAAGCACAUUGAAAUAGAUAUUUGUUGCCAAUGUAACAGGAUACACAUACAAUUUUCAAAGGGGAAGGAAUAUCUUAUAGGAAAGAGUUGCUUGCGAAGGAGCUCCCAGUGAAGUAGAACAGCAUCAGUUCAGAAGUAUAUUUUUCAAUGUUAUUAUUUUGAACAUUUCCUUUCCUUUCUUUAUGUUCCCUUUUCCAAUGUCAGAAGGAUGAGGUGCUGGAAGUGGAGUUCACUUUGGAACAGAUGUGAGUAACACCUGAGAUGACAAAGGGUAUCAGUUUAAUUUAUUAAGUGUGGACCCAAUGAAAUUAAUACAUGCAUCGUAAUGGACGCUUUACCCUAGUAGGGGAAAAGGGUGGGUAUUUGGCUCAGUUUGCAUUUAAAGGCAAGUCUACCAAAUUCACACUUUCUGAAACAAUACAUGAGCUGAAGCACAGCUGUACUUCAAAAUUUUCCAAAUCUUACAAUGCAGUUCUAUAGCCAAAUAAUGCAUCCAAACUUUUCUUUCUUUUAAUCAGGCCAGAUUUGCCUGAAAGCCUUGCUACAAAUGGAGUACUGGUGGUACGUUCUUUUGUAUUCAUACCUAUUAUACCUCUUAUUUCUGAAGUUUUAUAUGGAAAGGUGGGUGUUUGAAAUAAAUAAGCAAAUACUUCCUUGCCCAGGACGGCCGAUCCUACCACUAGGCAGAGUGAAGUGGGCACCAAUUCGUGAGAGGCCAACACAUUUGCUGACCUGUCUGAUGGCCUCCCUUUUGCUCUCAGACAGCUGCUUGAGUUCCAUGCACAGACAAUUCAUCCAAAAGACAAUUUUCCUCUGUUCCUGAUCACCUGAUGGGAAGCGAAGGGAGGGAAAGGGUGUUUUUUGGAAAUAUUAGCUGCCUGGGGGAGAUGUCUCUUGAAGCCUGUACUCUCACCAAUUAACUGAUGUAAUGAGUGGGUGUGGUUUAAGGAAAAUUGCCUUGUGGGCCAAAUUGGACCCCUUUGGGGGCCAAGAUUGACCUGUGGGCCAGAGGUUCCCCAACCCUGUUCUGUAGCAUCCUGGCUCUGACUCUAUGGGCCUCAGUGCUGUGGGAGCUGCUUUAGGGGGGCUCCCGUUUGCCAGUUCAGUAGUUGUCUGAUCACUAGCACCAGACUCAGAGUCAGGAACCUAGUUUGGUGGUGACUCUGUAUUAAUAAUAAUGAUAAUUUUAUUAUUUGUACCUGGCCCAUUUGACUGGGUUGCCCCAGACUUGGUGUCUUCGUUACUGCUGGACUCUGGGGUCAUGACAGUGAGGAGCCUCCGAGGAUAGAACAAUCUCUCCACUUCAAACUGUAGUUUUCCAGGACUUGGAAAGGAACUAUAUUACCCUAAUUAUAACACCUGUAAAGAGCUAAGAGCAUUCAACAGUUUGUAAUAAAGGACACUGCCAGGGCAUCUGGUGUGAGUAGGUGUAUGCUGACAAAUGUUACCCUAUUUUCUAUAUGAAACGUUGGAGGUCUGCAGUUGUUGUCUUUUACCUUGCAGUCUCGGGAACUUGGCUGUCUAAAAGUAGAGGUGUAUGGAAGAGAAAAGAAGAAAAAAGCUAGAAGUAAGAUUAUUAUUUUACCUCGCUAGCUAUCAAGCACACAGUCCUCAGAGGACUUCAGUGCAGCCAGGAUUGAAAUUAGUAUCAGGUUCAUUGAAUAAGGACUCAGUAUACUUGGAUCCAGCUUUAAACUCCCAUCUCCAUAUCAUGGGCUGAUAAUGUGCAUGUUGAACACGUUUCAUCAAACUAACUCUCCUCCUUUCCUUACUUAGCACAGAACAGGUGGUGGUACCCUUGAUUCCUGGCAUUUGCUGCAGAAAGUCUGGAAGCAUAAGAUGACAUGUAAAUGUUGCUCAUUUUCCCAUUAGCUCUGCAGACAGAUCCUACUCUUGCUCCAACUAAAAAUAUGCUUUCUGUGUGCAUGAUUGCUUUCCACCCUCUCUCCUGAAACUACCAAAAUCCACCUUUUUUUUUGCUGCAAAAUUUUGCUGCUUCCGCAUGUAGGGAAUUGUAUUCCCCCAUCACAGCCUGCCAAACUGCACCCCCCCCUGCAGUUGCAAUGGGGAAGAAGGUAUUAUGGUCAUCAUUGUGCAGCUUUCUCCCCAUGAAAACCCCACCCCCACCCCAGCUCUCCAACUGCUUCUUGGCAGGCUGGGUGGCUUUGAGCAAGUUGCUAUCUCUUGACUUGGCCUAGCUCUGUUGUAAGGAUAAACUAGGAUAGGCUCAGGUAUGCUGCCCUGUUACAAAUAUUCUAAAUAAAGAUGUACUUCUGUGCAGUGCUUUUUUCUGGGGGUACGCAGAGGUACGCAUACCCCUCAACAUUUUGUGAAUCUAAGUUUGGCCUCAUUGAGGGGCAGUAUUUCAAUAUGAGUGGGAAAAUGAGAGUACCCCUAAACAUGUUUUUAAAAGAAAAAAAGCACUGCUUCUGUGUACUUUAAUACUGUGUUCUCUGCUCUGCACUCAGGAGAAGAGUUCACAUUUACAUUGAAAGGCUCCCUUGAAGAUACUCAGAGCAUUUUACUGGGCGAUGAUUCUAGAUAUGCCCCACCAAACUCCACAGUGUUCCACUAUGUCAAGUACUGUAACCCACACCUGGAAGUGGAAUUCCCAAAGAAAUGCUGCAUUUGGGUAAGUAGUGGUCACCCAUUUCAAAUGCCAAGUUGAACACCAUCGAUAAAAUCUGCAGGCUGUGCUGGCCAGAAUACUUAGCACAAGUCAAGCAAAUUGCAUGCCCUUUGCUUGUUUCACAAUUUAGUUCUGCUUUUACAAUUUGGUUUUUCUAAGGAAUGUGGAAUUUUUUUACAAGGACUAGGGGCAUGGGGAAGUUAUGAAUGACAUUAGAAACCAGAAACUGAAAUUAGGAGAGAGGCAACAGAAGCUAUGGGAAAUAGAGAGGGAGGUGGGCACAAUAGGGAAUGCCCCACCAAACAUGGAAGCUGUACCCUAUCCUGUAAUGCCCAGCUCUGUAUCUGGCAAAAAUGUCACCUCCAGGUUACGUAUUUGUAAUUAGUUUUAUGCAGUCAUAAUGAGGCCAUAGUAGUUGGUUUAAAACAAACAAAGAAAUGCAAAAGCUGGCCUUUUAAGAAUAGGAUGUUCCAUUGUACUGUACUUAAGAGAUUCCCUGUGCAGGUGUCACACAUUCAGAUGUUUGGAAUGCAGCGAGCUAGGUUUAAAGGAGCUAGAAUCAGGUGCUCCCAUAUCAAAUGCUUAUCAGUCAAUGCAAAAUUUAAUGAUCAGUUACACUUGAUCAUAGAGAUGGAAGAGAAAUUCAGUUCAGUUUGCAUUUAAGGAAUCUACUUACCGGUAAUUUGUGGUUUCUGAAAUAGUACACAAACCAAAACACAGUCAUCCUGCAAAAUGUGUGCUUCUCUGAAUUUUGCAAUGCAGUUUUCCAGUCAAGUAAUGCGUACCAAGAAUGCAUCUGCUAGGGUAAGAUGUGCAUACAAAUGCAUAUAUUCGUGAAAACAAUAUAGAAAAAGGCAUUAUAUUAGGGAAAAUGGCUUUGCAAAAAUGUGUAUAUUAGGCAAAAAUGCACUAACAUGCUAUUUUAAAAAUGCAAACUGGUGAACUAUUGAGAACUGAACUAAAUAUGGGAAUAGUGAGAAACAAAGAGAAAAUGAUAUUGACAAAUUCAUCCAUCCCUAGUCAUGACCCACUAAAACGAAUAGAAGUUUGUUGUCCUACUGCUUUUGAUGGGACUUAGUUAUGAAUAUUUAGUAAAAUCUUAAAUACAUCUGGGCCCUAUUAUCUCUAAUAAAAACAAAUGAUAACCCCCCAGGAAACUGGCAAUGAUUCAUUCUGGCACCUCACCACAUUGCUGGUGGUGCUUGUAUUUUUAUCCUGAGAACUACAAAGGGUGGUAUACAAAAUGAAUGAGUGAAUGAAUGAAAUCUCCACAUGUGGUGGGAAUGUACAAAAAUCCAGCCUUUCUGGAAUUUGAUAUUUAAAGAAAUUAAUAAAACAAUUGGAAGUCAAACCAGAAUGAGCUUUAUUAAAUAUAUUUCAAGGCAGCAAUCUGGAUUUACAUAAUAAAGAAUUAGUAAGCCAUUUAUUUAUUUAUUAGUAAGCAACAUAACCAGACACUGGAAAGACCUUUCUGGCACAACAUUAGACAAUUGGUACAAAACAGUUUGGAAAAUAUCCCUCCUUGAGAGAUUAAUGAAUAAACUACAGUUGACAAGUUUCCCAUUUGUUUUUGUUUAAACAAAUUCAUGAACUUAGAGCUUAUACAUUGAGCACUAAUAAUGAACCAUAUGCUGUAGAUAUUGCUGCAAAUUUAAUAUGCUAUUUUUGUGAUACACAAAUGACAUGCAAAAACUUGGUCUAUUUAUAUGUGUCAUUCAUUAUUCCUAUGAUUCUUGUUUAUGAAAUCCAAUAAAAAGGUAUUCCAAUAAGAAUAGGAAAAAAUGAUGCAAAUGGGGGAAUUCUGCACAGAAUUAUGUAAUUUAAUUUGUGCUGUUUACACAAUAUAUCCAUUACUAGUAAUUCUGCUCUCUAGUCAUUGCAGUAGGAGACAGGCAACUUUUAGGUAAGCAAUAUGCCUUUUGGUUUUAAAAACAUAUUGUGUUGUGACCAUUUGUUUUUCCUCCUUCAGUGUUCAGAUAAAGGACACACGAACUCCCUAACUUUGCCCUUGAAUCAGCUUCGCAUAGGAGAGAGAGUGGAAAUAUCAAAUGUGAGUCCUGAUUGCAAACAAUUUUAUUUUGUUUUCUAUGUGGGUUGUAGUCCAGAACAUCUGGAGAGCACCUGGUCAGGAAGGUUGAAGAAAUGUGCAUGCACACGAAAGCCCAUACCAAUAACAAACUUAGUUGGUCUCUGAGGUGCUACUGGAGGGAAUUUUUUUAUUUUGUUCUGACUACGGCAGACCAACACAGCUACCUAUCUGUAAAUGGAGAAAAUGUGGUUUAGUAAUUUGCUUGUCUGGAUUGUAGCUGACCGUUGAUUCUUCUAGUGGUGAGAUCUGUAUGUGUUCAAACCUUUUGUAUGCAUAGGACUCCCCAUUAUUUUUAAUAGAGAGAGUUGAUCCAUUGGUCUGAAAUAAUUUGCAUGCAGAUUUGGCCUUCUGUUGAAAUGAAUGAAGCAGCCAUUUUGCGUGCAGGGAGCAAGUAGUUCUGAGAUAGGGGCAAAAAUGCAGUGUACAAAGGUGCAGCAUAUACACAGAGAUGGACAUUGUGGGUGUUACAGGUUUGAAAUCUGAAACAUGUCAGAGAAUGGAUAAGCACUGAACCUGCAUCUGCAGACUUAUUCUUCAUAACCUGAAGUUAACUCCCUGAAUGGUCUGUUGCAUGAAUGUUGUAAGUUACUGGUUUAUGCAUUUUGUAAAGUGUACUUCCCUUGUGUAAACUGAACUGAUGGAGUCCGAGAGCAAUGAAUUGCAAGACAUCACGUUAGGAUGGUACAACUUAUUAUUUAUUAUGAUCAUCAGGUUGGACUAAUAAAGGAGGAGAACAAACAAAAUUCUUUUGAAGAUUAUGGAAAUCAUAACUUUUUUAUUUUUAUUAUAGGACAAAGCAUAUAAUGUAUUUGUGACAGCAGAAAACUGGUAAGCAUUUUUCUCCUUGCAGUGACUUUGCAGUUCAAUCUUUGCUUUCUUUGCUUUGUUUCCUGUUUUUAAUAAUAAUAAUAAUAAUAAUAAUAAUAAUAAUAAUUUAUUUGUAGCCUGCCCAUCUGGCUGGGUUUCCCCAGCUACUAUGGGUGGCUUCCAACAAAGAUUAAAAAUACAUUAAAUUGUCACACAUUAAAAACUUCCCUAAACAGGGCUGCCUUCAGAUGUCUUCUAAAUGUCAGGUAGUUGUUUAUCUCUUUGACAUUUGAUGGGAGGGUGUUCCACAGGGUGGGUGCCACUACCGAGAAGGCCCUCUGCCUGGUUCCCUGCAGCUUUGCUUCUCGGAGUGAGGGAACUGCCAGAAGGCCCUCAGCGCUGGAUCUCAGCAUCCGGGCAGAACGAUGGGGGUGGAGACGCUCCUUCAGGUAUACUGGGCUGAGGCCAUUUAGUGCUUUAAAGGUCAGCACCAACACUUUGAAUUGUGCUCGGAAACGUACUGGGAGCCAAAGUAGGUCUUUCAGUGUUAUAUGGUCUCGGGGGCUGCUCCCAGUCACCAGUCUGGCUGCCGCAUUCUGGAUUAGUUGUAGUUUCUGGGUCACCUUCAAAGGUAGCCCCACGUAGAGUGCAUUGUUGUAGUCCAAGCGGGAGAUCACACACACACACACACACACACACACACACACACACACAAAAUUUAAAAGACUUUGCAGCUUUCUGAAAUUGCUUUAAAAGUAACCUUCCCUUCUGAGCACCCUUCUCUACUUGCCUUUUAUAGGUAUGAAUGUAGUGCUAUAGUACUCUGUGUAGAAAUGGGGGAAGGCACGGGUUCAACUUCUGAUGUUUCAAGCUAGAGCAGUGACAAUUUUUCAAAAUUUAACACAAUUUCUUUUUGUCAUUUGGAUUUUGAACAGAUUUUUUAAAAUAAACAAAAAUGAAUUCAGAUUUGAAUCUAGGAUUUUUACUUCCACCUUCUGGAUUCUUUAAACUGGUUGGCAGCUCUUCAUUGUUUUCAACUUUGGCAGUUUCCAAAUAUGAAAUUUUAUAAACUCACCAAUCAAAUGUGAAAUAUUGUUCCAGGUUCUUUACCAACUGCUGUUAAAUGCUGCUUUCCUUUACAUGUCAGCUGUCAAAUAGUGCCCAAUACAAAUUGUUGACAGCAAACAUUGGAGUGCUGGAAUUUCUUCAAAUCAUAAUGCAUAUAUUAUGUGUAUUCAGCUGCUCAGGUUUAUGAUAUGAGUUUGUAUCAUUUAGCCAGAAUGACCUAGACAUGCGCUUGGGAUUUGAUGUAUGCCCAGAGGAGCAGGACUUCAUUUGUAAGCGCAAGAAAUACGUUGCUGCUGCUUUGAAAAAUGCUCUUAAUCUUCAAGAUGAUCUGCAGGAUGAUGAGGUAUAAUGUCCACCACAAUGUAAGAUGAGCAGAGAAAAUGGUGGCAAAGGGAUUCAUAUACCAUAUGUCCAUGCCACAUGUUCAUCCAUGCAUAAUAAUAAUAAUAAUAAUUUAUUUAUACCCCACCCAUCUGGCUGAGUUUCCCCAGCCACUCUGGGCGGCUUCCAACAAAGAUUAAAAGUACAUUAAAACUUCAGUCAUUAAAAACUUCCCUAAACAGGGCUGCCUUCAGAUGUCUUCUAAAUGUCAGAUAGUUUUUAUUUCCUUGACAUCUGAUGGGAGGGCAAUCCACAGGGCGGGCGCCACUACCGAGAAGGUCUAUUUCAUAUGGUCUAAUUCAUGCAUAAUAUCUUACACAUUCAUGUAUUCUAUUGUAACACAAAAUAACUGUUUGCCUUACACAUCUUUAAAGUUAAUCCCUAGUGGGAGGAGGAUGUGUGGAGAGUUGGGCCCUGAAGAGAGAGCUCUGGAAGUCUAAAGUUCCCCACACUGUGUGUAGGUAUCCUGAGGGGAGGUGUAUGGAGACAGAAAAAGAGCGAGAAGCCUAGAUUGUGUGAGCAGAAGUUGAUAAAUGAUUAAGAUUUGUUUGCCCUAGUGUGCAUCAUUAUACACUUGCCUAUCUUGAACUGUAUUCAACAUUGUCAGAAAUAAUCUUCUUUAGGUCCCAAGGAUCCUUAGAGUCCCAGGACUACCUGGGGGGACCUGUACCACUAGCUCUUGGAAAUCCCUUUUCACCACAGGACACAUUUUCUAUCUCAUAUCCCAUAAUGUAGAGCUUUCCUGCCUACCUACACCACGUGGUUUCCCCCCUGUAGUGUAUUGGUUCUCUUCACCAGCCUAUGGUAUUUUACAGUGUUUGCUUCCUAGUUUGGCAUAACUGUGAACAACCCAGAAUUGCUCUUAAUCAUUCUUCGCUCUGGCUGUGCUUGCAGCCAACCCACUUAUCCUUCUGCCUUCACUUUUUCUCUCUCUUCCUCCUUCUGUAAGAGUAUUGGCUUGUCCUUUUUACUCCUUCAGCUUCUGUUUACCUUCACUCAUUAAUUUCCUAGGACCCUCACUUCAACACUUCAGUGCCCUGCGUUUUGGGGAUGCUGUUAGCAUCUGUGUAAUGCUCCACAGCUGUUGCCAUCUCCCCCAAUUCCCCCCUGUGCUUUCAUGUGAGCAAGCUGGGAAACUUAGGAGGCAGCCCAAGCAGCAGCAGCAGUUCCUGCACCUUCCAUUUUGAUGCCCCCUCACUAAAGUCCAAAAUGAAGCAUGGUGCUCAGCAAAUGGAAAUGGGGAGGGCAUUCCAUAGCCAAGGUACCAGAACAAAAACCAAGAUCCACAUUUCUCCUCAUUUUGUGAUGCAGUUCUUCAACAAAAACUGUGUAUCUUUGGCAAAAUUGCAUAUAAAGAUGUGUACUAAAAUGCUGGCGAAUAUUGUGAGAACAUUUUAUUUAAAUAUAUAGAUAAAUGGAAAUGUAGUGAACUCAAUUUAAGACCGAGGAAAGUUAGAGAAACUGAAAUUGAUAGACUCUUCCAUCCCUGAUGAGGUUUUCGGAUAUGUGAUUAAGCUUUUUUGUUAAAAAAAAAAGUGUGUGUGAUUCUGCUCAGUCCUUCAAUCUUCCCACUUCUGCAAAUUUGUGAAUAACUGCUCUCAAAUUUAUUCAGGUUCCCAUUGUGGCUGUGAUGACAACAGCAGGUGGCGUAAGAUCCAUGAUUGCGAUGUACGGUAGCCUAUUAGCUCUCCAGAAGCUGAAUCUCUUAGACUGUAUUUCAUACACCGCUGGUUUAUCUGGCACAACAUGGUAAGGAGAACAUGGAGCAAAACUAUUAGGGAUGUAUCCAGACCUGCAGAAUUUCCUUACAACCUUCUGCUAUGGGGUAAUCACAUGAGGUGACGGCACAUUUUAUGUGUAUCCCUUCAGUUGUUGUUUAGCGUUCAACAUCCAUGGAAAACUUUGUACCACAUGAAAUAGAAGCAAGCCUUUCUGUACCUCCCCUGGAUAGCCCCUGCCACUCCUCCUUUGUUUAGCAUAACAGUCACUUUAUAAAACCAAACAAUAAAAAAAUUAUUUGUGCAAUUUUACCAAGGAUUUUUUUUUAAAAAAUCACAAAAUAAGCCUGGUGACUUCAUGGUCCUGAUUCAAUGGAACCAAGCCUUGUCAACACAACUACCUCCCCUUUUUCAGAUUUAUUAAUUAAUGGAAAAUAUACUCAGUGUGAUUAGAAAAACAGAAAUAAAAAACGGAGUCUGUAGUUCUAGGGAAAUGAAGUACUAUAUAUAUGCAUUUCAAACAUUGUCAGAUGCUGAGACUAAAGUGCAAUGCAACAGUUUCCUAGUCUUGUUAUGACCAUGGGCAACCCUUUUGAAAAGCUUCCGACUUAAGCAACAACAACUUACAUUGUUUAGGAACCUUUAGCAACUUUGAAAUCAGUUAAGAGUCAGAUUAUUAUUAUUAUUAUUAUUAUUAUUAUUAUUAUUUUAAAGAGAGGGUGGGUAACAUGACCUUCGUUGCUGUUUGCUUCAGAUUUGCAAAAUCCUUUGAACCAAACAGUAUUUCAGUGAAAAAUUGUUUUAUAUAUGAAAGUGAUGUGGAAACUUAUUAUGAAAAUUGGUGAGGAUAAUUUAACUGGUCCUUUGCUUCCCUGGAUUGUUGAUUGGGUGCAGAUGUGUGAUAAAAUGCUCCUAAGUGAUUGGCAGGAUGUUCCAGAUGAGUUGCUCAUUGAAUAGUCACAUCAACUAGGGAUAGACCAAGCAUCCCCAAAUUUGGCCCUCCAGGUGUUUUGGGACUACAACUCCCAUCAUCCCUAGGUAACAUGACCAGUGGUCAGGGAUGAUGGGAAUUGUAGUCCCAAAACAUCUGAAGGGUCGAGUUUGGGAUAGACAGUUUAGUCUAAUUCACUUUCAUAUGUAUUCAUUUUAAUUCUGUUCUGUUCCAUUCCUGUUUUAAUUUGCAUUCCUGCCCCCAUAAGAACUCUGAAUAACAUUCUAGCCCAGAAAAAAGACAUACAGACAGACAGUUGUGGGGUGGCCCUAGGCCUGCUUUUGACAUUUAUUUUCUUCUUUUUAAAACAGGUGACAGCAUGGCUUCCUCUGAGUGGAUUGAAAAUGGGGCUGCAAACACUCCUGAGAGCAAAUGUCUCUGGGACCAAUAUGGGUCCUUGAGAGAAAUGGGAUGUCCUUGUGUCCUAUUGCUCCAAGGGCAUUUACAGUCUCAUUUUCAAUGUGCACAGUGGCAGAUGCUGUGCUUUCCAACUGCUUGGAGUAGCUAUACCUUUUUCAAAAGUUGUGCCUUUUUUAAAAAGCACCUCCAGGCCAACUCAAACAAUUAGCUUUCUAAGGAAGGACACAUUCUGAUCUGCACAAUAGUCCAUGGGGUGCAGAUCAGGUGAGUUUGCCUUAGAACGUGGAUGCAAAAAAUUCCUUGAGCACCCCUAACACGAUUAGCUGCUGGUUGAUAAGUGGCCAUUUGUAUUUGCCCAAAGUCUGUGGCCAAUUUCAAUUUUAGCUUCCCCUUUUUUCUCCUUUUAAAAUUUAUUUUCCUUAGGACCAUGAUAAAUUUAUAUGAAGAUGCCAAUUGGUCGCAAAAAGAUUUGGAAGCGCAUAUCAGUGAUGCUCGGAAACAUGUCAUGAAAAACAAGCUUUCCUGUUUUUCUCGGAGGCACUUAACAUACUAUGAAAAGGAAAUCUGUCAGAGGCACCGAGAUGGAUAUAAGCUCUCUUUUAUAGAUCUCUGGGGGCUCAUUAUUGAAUCCAUGUUUAAUGAUGAGGUAUUGUAUUAAUACUUUUUGGAGGUGGGUGGGAAGCAUAAUGUGGGCUGGCAUAUGGGGAAAAUAUGAAACAAAUUAAGCACAGAAAGGGGAAAGGGUGUUUGCUAUCAUUUCUUUAAUUUACAUUGAUAGCACACCUGUUGUGAAGAGUUGGGAUGUAAACAAGAACACAAGCUUGCAUCUAAAUAUAUUAAAACAUUGGGCAGUAUCCAUUGAACCAUUUUCACCAUCACAAGGAGAUUUAGCUGGGCAAGAGAGCUUUUCUAUCCUCUCUCUGUAUGUCUCCUGUGUGCCCCAUACAUUUGAUCUGGAAGGUUAUGGGGGACCCAGAACAGAUUUAUGGGGUAUGCUUGGAGAGGAGAGGUCAGGAAAUCAUAGAAUUGUAAAGUUGUAGGGAACCCAAGAGUCAUCUAGUCCAGUCCCCUGCAAUGAAGGCAUCUCAGCUAAAGCAUCCAUAACAAGAUCUCCCAACACUCUAGAGUACUGUCCGAGGUGGUACUGGCAACUGCAGUGGGAAGGAGGAAUUGGCAGACGUUGCCUCUCAUAGGUAAGGAGCAAAGUCUGGGUCUGACCCAAGAUGAGGAUGCCAAGAUGUAUUAUGCCAGGUUCUUUGUGAAAUUUAUUUGGGUCAAUGUCUCUUCUGCUGACUGCUGCUUUUUCCCAAACAGCCCAAUCAUCACAAGCUCUCAGAUCAACGACAGGCUGUGAAUCUGGGUCAGAACCCACUUCCCAUCUACCUUGCUCUCAAUGUCAAAGAAAGAUACAGCACUCUAGAUUUUAAAGGUAGAGACAAAAUUAUUUGAGCUUGCUUCGAAGGCGGGGGUCCAGGUGAAGACUAUUGGUUGACAUUUCCCCACUAAUAGAUACUAAAUCUCCUGGCGAUGGUGCAGCACAGAUUGUGUGUUGUGUACAUUUUUAUACAGAAUUAUACCUUUGUUUCAAAAUCCUAAGAGAAUUCUUGGAUCUUGAGUAAAUAAUAAGUCCUGUCAGUCUUUGAUACCACAUUGAGUGCUCUUGAGUACUCAUUCUCCCUCAUUUUAGGCCUGCUCUAUACUUGAAACAAUGGGACGCGGGUGGUGCUGUGGGUUAAACCACAGAGCCUAGGACUUGCUGAUCAGAAGUUCGGCGGUUCGAAUCCCCGCGACGGGGUGAGCUCCCAUUGCUCGGUCCCUGCUCCUGCCAACCUAGCAGUUCGAAAGCACGUCAAAGUGCAAGUAGAUAAAUAGGUACUGCUCUGGCAGGAAUGUAAACGGCGUUUCCGUGUGCUUCUCUGGUUCACCAGAAGUGGCUUAGUCAUGCUGGCCACAUGACCCGGAAGCUGUACGCCAGCUCCCUCGGCCAGUAAAGCGAGAUGAGCGCCGCAACCCCAGAGUAGGCCACGACUGGACCUAAUGGUCAGGGGUCCCUUUACCUUUAUCUUUAUACUUGAAACAAUAAUCGCAUGGAAAGUGUUCCCAUACAUGUGGGGUAGCCCCGAGUAUUGGCUUCCUUUGUAAAUUACUCUUGUUGCACAGAGAGUUUCUACUUCACUGUCAGCUACAGAUGAAGGUGACCCAUUUAGGGAGGUGUAGUAACACAUUAUGGCUGCCAUGUGGAGCAGUUGCUGCAUGAAUGCUGUUAGAGAGAUAUAUUAAAAAAAUUGUCCAGUAGCACCUUAGAGACCAACUAAGUUUGUUUUGGGUAUGAGUUUUCGUGUGAAUGCACACUUCUUCGGAUACACUGAAACAGAAGUCACCAGACCCUUAUAUAUAGUGAGAGGGUGGGGAGGGGUAUUACUCAGAAGGGUGGUGGGAAUGGGUGAUUGGCUGAUAGGUGUAGAGUUUCUGUAAGUGGGAUGGGGAGUUGUGAUUUCCAAAUCCAUUGAAAUGGUUAAUUAUGAUUAUCAUAGAGAGGUAGAAUGCAGAUUUUAUUGCAAUGUUCCCUACAGUGUAAUUAUUACUUCAUUCAUUUAUUAGAUUUCUUAACUGUCUUUCACAAUAAUUAUACAGUACUUAACAAAUAUUUUUAUAUGGUUGUUUGCAGAGUGGGUGGAAUUUACUCCCUAUGAAGCAGGCUUCCUGAAAUAUGGAGCUUUCAUUAAUGUGGAACAUUUUGGAAGUGAGUUCUACAUGGGCCACUUGACAAAGAAGCUGCCGGAAUCUGAGCUCUGUUACAUGCAAGGUGACUUAUUAUUAUUAUUUAUGAAGUUUGUAUACCGCCCUUCAUCCGCAGAUCUCAGGGUGGUUCACAACAUAAAAGCACAAAAUACAAUAUGCAGUAUAAAAGCAUAAGAUAAAAACAAGAACAAAAAAACCCACAAAGAAAUAACCCCUCUCCCACAAAUACAUUUAAUAGAGGUAUAAAAUGUUAGUCAGCCAAAGGCCUGGUUAAAGAGGAACAUUUUCGCCUGGCACCUAAAGGUGUAUAAUGAAGGUGCCAGCUGAACCUCCCUGGGGAGAGCAUUCCACAGAUGGGGAGCCACUGCAGAGAAGGCCUGUUCUUGUGUUGCCACCUCCUGGACCUUUUGUGGAGGAGACACACGAAGAAGGGCCUCAGAUGCUGAACACAGAGUCAUAUGGAGAGAGGUGGUCUUUGAAGACCUGAACAGAGAUACCAACAAAAUCUAUAUUGUUUUAGUUGCCUGUAUUUUGAAAUUGACUCCUUACCACUCACACGGGGUUUUUUUUGUACUAUAUACUCAUCUUUCACACAUUACUGAUGGGAAUGAGAACCGCACUACAGGCUUUUUUCAGUUCUGGCACCUCUCAGAUGGGCACCAUUGCCAUUAUAAAAGAAUAAGGGAGGCAUUUGUGGUGAGUUCUGGCACCUUUUCCCCCUUGAAAAAUAGCACCGAUGACAGGAAAUAGUAAACACAGUAAUUAGUAAAAUAUUAGUGAACAUGAUAUCCAUUUCAAAACAAUAAAUGAAAGAAACAAAUGCAACACCCUCUUUACCAUCAUCUAGAAAUUACAUCAAAGCUCUGAGAUCAAAUGGUUUUUAUUUUACUUUUGCAUUUUCUAUGUUUCUCAGGCAUGUUGAGUAAUAUAUAUUCCCAGAGUUUGCUGGAUGCAUUGUACUUAGCUGACUGUUCAGAAGACUUCUGGCACAGGUGGACAAGAGACAGAGUGGUGGAUAUUGGUCAGUAGAACAUCAUUUCUUCUUUGGCUAAUGUACCUUGGGCUCUGUCAUGAGGCACGCAGCACUGUUGGGAUCAAGCUUGGGUUGGCUGGCUCUGAUGGAGGAGGAAGAAACAGGGAAAGAGCUGAAUUUGUGGAACAUGGGUUGGAGGGCGGGCGCGCGAAUCUCUCCUUUCCACUUCAGUCACUUUGGAAGGGAGAGCAGGAUGCUGGCUCUCCUUCUCUGACCUUCCUGCAGAGCAGAAAGCCUUAGUGGAGACUGGGGCAGACUUUGAUCAGUUAUGGCAGGAGCCUGAAUAGGAGGCUGCAGUCUUGUUGCCUAUAACCGGGCGCCACCUUCACAGAUGGGAACAGAUACAACCACCCCACAAGGCUAGAGAGUCUCAAAUGACCACUCCAUACCUCCUUUUAAAAGCUUGGAGGGGGUGGGAAAGUUCAUUGGGACACCUGUUUCUGAACACCGGAAUUGUGACUCUUGAGCACUGUGUCUACUGCUGAGCCUGUGCUUUUACCUGCUUAAAUAAAGAUAUCUUUCUUCCAAGUAAGACAUUCUGGGAUGAUCCACAUUGUACAUUUAAGGUGCAUGCAAUGCACAUUUAAAGUGCACAGCUUCCUCCCAAGGAAUCUUGGGGACUGUGAUAGGAGGCAACUCCUAGGCGCCAAGGUCCCUUCGCCCUCCCCAAUAAAAUAUUUGAGGGGACCGAGCCCCCACAAAGUUAAUGACCAUUGCCCUUCAAAUUGUACAGGUGAGCCCUGUCAUGUGAUCGAUUAUGCAGGGUGGGGCUUACCUGCCCCUUGCAAUAUUUUAUUCAUGUUGGCACCCCUGGAAACAGUAGUUUGUUAAGGGUACUGGGAAUUGUUGGUCUGUGAGGAGAAAACUACAUUUCCUGUGGUCUUUAGCAAACAGUUGGAUAUUAGAAUCAUAGAAUCAUAGAAUCAUAGAGUUGGAAGAGACCACAAGGGCCAUCGAGUCCAACCCCCUGCCAAGCAGGAAACACCAUCAGAGCACUCCUGACAUAUGGUUGUCAAGCCUCUGCUUAAAGACCUCCAAAGAAGGAGACUCCACCACACUCCUUGGCAGCAAAUUCCACUGUCGAACAGCUCUUACUGUCAGGAAGUUCUUCCUAAUGUUUAGGUGGAAUCUUCUUUCUUGUAGUUUGGAUCCAUUGCUCCGUGUCCGCUUCUCUGGGGCAGCAGAAAACAACCUUUCUCCCUUCUCUAUGUGACAUCCUUUUAUAUAUUUGAACAUGGCUAUCAUAUCACCCCUUAACCUCCUCUUCUCCAGGCUAAACAUGCCCAGCUCCCUUAGCCGUUCCUCAUAAGGCAUCGUUUCCAGGCCUUUGUCCAUUUUGGUUGCCCUCCUCUGGACACGUUCCAGUUUGUCAGUGUCCUUCUUGAACUGUGGUGCCCAGAACUGGACACAGUACUCCAGGUGAGGUCUGACCAGAGGAGAAUACAGUGGCACUAUUACUUCCCUUGAUCUAGAUGCUAUACUCCUAUUGAUGCAGCCCAGAAUUGCAUUGGCUUUUUUAGCUGCCGUGUCACACUGUUGGCUCAUGUCAAGUUUGUGGUCAACCAAGACUCCUAGAUCCUUUUCACAUGUACUGCUCUCAAGCCAGGUGUCACCCAUCUUGUAUUUGUGCCUCUCAUUUUUUUGCCCAAGUGCAAUACUUUACAUUUCUCCUGUUAAAAUUCAUCUUGUUUGUUUUGGCCCAGUUCUCUAAUCUGUCAAGGUCGUUUUGAAGUGUGAUCCUGUCCUCUGGGGUGUUAGCCACCCCUCCCAGUUUGGUGUCAUCUGCAAAUUUGAUCAGGAUGCCCUUGAGUCCAUCAUCCAAGUCGUUGAUAAAGAUGUUGAAUAAGACCGGGCCCAAGACAGAACCCUGGGGCACCCCACUAGUCACUCUUCUCCAGGAUGAAGAGGAACCAUUGAUGAGCACCCUUUGGGUUCAGUCAGUCAGCCAGUUACAAAUCCACUGAGUGGUAGCAUAGUCAAGACCGCAUUUUACCAGCUUCUUUACAAGAAUAUCAUGAGGCACCUUGUCAAAUGCCUUGCUGAAAUCAAGGUAGGCUACAUCCACUGCGUUCCCUUCAUCUACCAGGCUUGUAAUUCUGUCAAAAACGAGAUCAGGUUAGUCUGACAUGACUUAUUUUUCAGAAAUCCAUGCUGACUAUUGGUGAUCACAGCAUUCCUUUCUAGGUGCUCACAGACUGUUUGCUUAAUGAUCUGCUCCAGAAUCUUCCCUGGUAUUGAUGUCAGACUGACUGGGCGGUAAUUAUUUGGGUCCUCUCUUUUCCCUUUUUGAAAAUAGGGACAACAUUUGCCCUCCUCCAGUCUGCCGGGACUUCGCCUGUUCUCCAGGAAUUCUCAAAGAUGACUGCCAGUGGUUCUGAGAUCACAUCUGCCAGUUCUUUUAAUACUCUUGGAUGCAGUUCAUCUGGCCCUGGAGACUUGAAUACAUCUAAACUAGCCAAGUAUUCUUGUACUAUCUCCUUCAGUUAUUCUGGGCUGUGUUUCCUUUGCUGAAUCAUUUGCUCCAAAUUCUUCAGGUCGGGCAUUGUUUUCUUUAUCGGAGAAGACUGAGGCAAAGAAGGCAUUGAGGAGUUCAGGCCUUUCUGUGUCCCCUGUUUGCAUUUCACCAUCUUCUCCUCUGAGUGACCCCACUGUUUCUUUGUUCUUCCUUUUGCUAUGAACAUACCCAUAAAAGCCUUUUUUGUUGCUUUUAACCUCUCUAGCAAGCCUGAGUUCAUUCUGUGCUUUAGCUUUUCUGACUUUGUGUCUACACGUGCUGGCUAUUUGUUUGAAUUCCUCUUUGGUGGUUUCCCCCCUUUUCCAUUUUUUGUACACAUCCUUUUUUAAUCUUAACUCAGUUAAAAGUUCUUUAGAUAGCCACCCUGGCUUCUUUAGGCACCUUAGAUUUGCUAUUAGUAAAGGUAAAGGUACCCCUGCCCAUACGGGCCAGUCGUGACCGACUCUGGGGUUGCAUGCUCAUCUCGCUUAAGAGGCCGGGAGCCAGCGCUGUCCGAAGACACUUCUGGGUCACGUGGCCAGCGUGACGAAGCUGCUCUGGCGAGCCAGCACCAGCGCAGCACAUGGAAACGCCGUUUACCUUCCUGCUAUAAAGCGAUACCUAUUUAUCUACUUGCACUUAGGGGUGCUUUCGAACUGCUAGGUGGGCAGGAGCUGGGACCGAACUACGGGAGCUCACCCCACCAUGGGGAUUCGAACCGCCGACCAUACGAUCGGCAAGUCCUAGGCACUGAGGUUUUACCCACAGUGCCACCCGCGUCCCUUUAGAUUUGCUAUAAUUUAUAGUUAAAUGCCAUGAUUUAUAGUUAAAUGCCCAAUGCUAGUAAAUUAUUUCGGCCAAUUUUGGAUCAUUAAAGCAGAGGAUAAUUUAGGGGAAUGGGACUGUAAGAGUUUGCUUAAAAAUGGAUUGAAGAGUAAACAGGCCACAAUAUAGCCCUAUCUGAUUUUAAACACUCACAGCAAAAAGAUGCCCUUUAAAACCUUAAGUAUUGUUACUGUUAAUAGUAGCAGCAGUUAAAAGGUAAAAAGGUAAAGGACCCCUGGAUGGUUAAGUCCGGUCAAAGGCAACUAUGGGGUUGCAGCGCUCAUCUUGCUUGCUUUCAGGCCGAGGGAGUGCACAGAAACACCAUUUACCUUCCUGACGCAAUGGUACCUAUUUAUCUACUUGCACUGGUGUGCUUUUGAACUGCUAGGUUGGCAGAAGCUGGGACAGAGCAAUGGGGGCUCACCCCAUUGUGGGCAUUCAAACCGCCAACCUUCUGAUUAGCAAUCCCAAGAGGCUCAGUGGUUUAGACCACAGUGCCAACUGCUCCCCCUAGUAGCAGCAGUAGCUGUAUUGGUACUAUCAAGGUGCAUUCUGAGCAAGGGAUCUAAACAAAAUUGUCAUGUGUUCCACAGAAGAUGGUACUCUGCCCAGCAUGCCUCGCCGGCCAGAUGUACAGCCAACACGCCUCUUCACCCCCAGCGGAAGCCUCACCGAUGUGCUUAGAGAUGUUGUAACAAUGCGGCCAAUUGUUGCAGAAUAUGGCAAUUUCAUGAGGGGCCUCCAAGUCAACGAUAAAUACUUGGAGAAUGACAGGUUUUCAAUGUGGAAAGGUAAUUCCCUUGAACUCAUUUACUCAGAUCUCUUCUCCCCCCUCUCUUUUCUUUUGUUUUGGAUAUGUCUUAUGAUCCUCUCCCCACAGAAGCCUGUGCACAGCAUACACCUGGAUGUCACAUAUUUCUCAACUGAGGAGAAACAGCUAAUCCUCUGCCCCCUCGGUCAACAGUUGCCAGCUGCCAAGUUAGCCUUCACUUCUUUUUCCAUCCACAUUUCAGUUAAUCAGCCUCUGCCCAGUAGUGGUGGCAGGGCAGAAAUAGCCUCAAAAUGGUGCUGGGCAUAUGCCUUGGUGCACAAAAGUUCCCUGAUCAAGGACCACAUCCUCUUCACAGAAUCAUAGAAUUGUAGAGUUGGAAGGGAUCCUGAGGGCAUCCAACUCCCGCAAUGCAGGAAUCUCAACUAAAGCACUCAUGACAGAUGGCCAUAUAACAUCUGCUUAAAAAUGAAGGAGACUCUACAACCUCCCAAGGGAGUGCAUUCCACUGUUGAACAGCUCAUACUGUCAGAAAGUUCUUUCUGAUGUUUAUUUGGAAUCUCCUUUCUUGUAACUUGAAGCCAUUGGUUUGGGUCCUAGUGCUAUGGUUACCAGAAUUUUUUCAAUGAAUCCGGGGACACUCCCCCCCCCUUUUAAAGCUGAGUAGCAACAGGAAGUCCGUAGUGGGGAUAGUGAGGCAAAAGACCCUGGGCCCAAGCACACACGCAUAUUGUAUAAAGGUGCAAAGCCCUUCUUUUGCACCCUGUGAAACAUAAAUGAGCAGAGUUUUUUUUAAAAAAAACUGGGCAAUGGCGCGCCGCCUGCCCCUGACUCCCGAGCCUUCCCUGAUCUCGUUCCCCCUUUGUUUUGACAGAUCAGGGGAGGCUCAGGAGUCAUGGGCAGGUGGUCAUUGCCCAGGAGGGGCCAGCCUGGUAGUGCAGUUGGCUCUGGCUGGCUUCACGAGAUGCUUGCUGCCGUGGCGCAGGAAAAAUGGCGGACGCCAUGGCAAUGAGCAGCACUAACAGCCUGGCUCUGGGCUGCUGAGGCUGCUGCUGCUACGUUUCCCAGGGACAGGUUUGCAAAUCUGGGGACAUUCUGGGGACAGAAUUUGUCCGGGGACAGAUUUGCAAAUCUGGGGACUCUGGAGUAGGUGAAAACAAGCUUGCUUCAUCUUCAGCGCUCUCCUUGCAUCGUUUAUUCUGUUAUCACCAGUUUGGGCCCUGCUUUCCUUUUGAGUGAAGGCAGAGGCAAAGUAGGUGUUGACCAGUUCUGUCUUCUCUCUGCCACCUAACAGCAUUUCUCUGUCUUCUCCACGCAGAAGACCUAAUACUUGCUUGUGUCAAGGUAUUAAGUUUUAGGAAGGCAGAAGCUGCCAGUAAAUGCUGGAAUAUGCUAGAACAUUCUAGUGGGGCUGUAAUUUUCCAAAUUGCACAAAGCAAACACAGCUGUUGUUUUGUGUCUUAUAUUAGUGUCUUAUCUUUGUGUCAAGGCCACUGGGAAGGGUAUAUCUGCUGCCCAGUGAGCAGUUUCUCAUUCUUCUACUGACUUCUAUUCCUUACUUUCUUUUUAUAUUCAUGCAGUGUUAUUUUUUAUGCUGUAACUGGAUUUUUCUCUAAAGUGAGCUAAGUUGAGCCUUGCUAGUGACCUAGCAAAGAAUUGUAAGAUUUAUGCCUAUUGGCUACUCUUGUAUAUGAUUCCUUUGUGAUUUCCCCUUUCUUCCAUUUUUUAAUAAAUGCCCUUCUUAAAUCUCAGUUCUCCUUAUGCAGCCACACUGAUUUUUUUAGAUGCCUCCCAAUUUUCUUUCUUAUUGGAAUUGUCUGCAUUUGUGCCUUCAGUGGUUCACUUUUAGGAACUCCCACCUUGGACUCCCUUCUGUUUGAGUAUUUCUAAUCAUGGGAUCUCACCCAGUAGUUCCUUAACCUUUUUGAAAUCAGCCUUCUUAAAGUGCACAUCCGACUACACUCAGCUUUCCAUUGCCUCUUAAAAUGAAGCUCAAUAGGACAUGAUCCCUUCCUCACAGAUUUCCCAGUACUUCCACUUUGUUGAGCAGUUCCUUCCUGUUGGUGAAAACCAGGUAAAAGAUAGAUGAUUCCUUUGUUGCUUCUUCCACUUUCUGGGAAAUGAAAUUCUCAUAAUUACAGGGAGAGUAUUUGUUGAAAACAGAUACAACAGAAGUGAGAUUAGACUGGGAAUGCUAAAACAGGGCAUGUUUGGAACCUGUGCAGCCAGUCAUUCUUCAUUUCUUCCUUGACUGUUCUCCCUUCUUGUUCCUUGUACACCCAGAAUACAUUAUGCAGAUACAUUACAUUACAUUAACAAUUAUUCUGAGGUUCAGGCUUUCCAGAAACACUUCAUGCUUGUCUGUUUCCAAGAACUGGAGUAGCAAAAGAAGAAAUGUAAGGGAGGUUUGUAGGAAUGGCAUUACAACUACGUUGUUUUAGUCAUAGUGACCUGGGGUCCUUUUUGAAGAAGAAGAAGAAGAGUUUGGAUUUGAUAUCCCGCCUUUCACUCCCUUUAAGGAGUCUCAAAGCGGCUAACAUUCUCCUUUCCCUUCCUUCCCCACAACAAACACUCUGUGAGGUGAGUGGGGCUGAGAGACUUCAGAGAAGUGUGACUGGCCCAAGGUCACCCAGCAGCUGCAAGUGGAGGAGCGGAGACGCGAACCCGGUUCCCCAGAUUAUGAGACUACCGCUCUUAACCACUACACCACACUGGUUAUUUAAAAGAUGAACCUAGGGAGUGGUGUAGUGGUUAGAAAGUUAGACUAGGACCUGGGAGACCAGGGUUCAAAUCCCCGUUCAUACAUGAAGGGUGGCCUUGGGCCGGACACUCACUCUCAGCCUAACCUCUUGUUGUGGGAAUUAACUGGGGAGGCAGUGAACUAUGUACCCGACCUUGAGUUCCUUGGAGGAAAGGUGGGAUAUAAAUGCAAUGAUUCUUUAAAAAUAAAUUAUUAAGCAUUUCAAAACAAAUAUUUUGUAAAUGUAUUAACAGAAAAACAAUCAUAAGGCAUGGGGGAAAGAAUUGCUGUUGAUAACAUUGCUAUACUAAUAAGCACAAUUUAAAAUGUUUAUCUCUCCCUCUCCACUAACCCUACAGCAGGAUGCAUUCUGGUUUCUCUGAAUUUAAUCUGCUAGGAUUUAGUAUGAACUAUACAAUGGUACCUCGGGUUACAGACGCUUCAGGUUACAGACUCCGCUAACUCAGAAAUAGUACCUUGGGUUAAGAACUUUGCUUCAGGAUGAGAACAGAAAUUGUGCCACCGUAGCGCGGUGGCAGCGGGAGGCCCCAUUAGCUAAAGUGGUACCUCAGGUUAAGAUCAAUUUCAGGUUAAGAAUGGACCUCCAGAACGAAUUAAGUUAUUAACCCGAGGUACCACUGUAAAGACAAACUAAGUUAAAUAAUUUGGGGUCUCAGGCACAUAGCUUCUUUCUUGAUAGGUCUAUCAUUGCUUUGUUGGAUCAACUGAAAUUUCAAAAGUUGAAGGAAAAAAUGAAAGUAUAAAAGGUACCUGUUAUCAAAAGAGGCGUCUAUGUAGAGAAUAUAAACUAUGAAUAAGUAAAUUAAGGCUGCACUGUAGUAUCAUUAGCCUGUUAAUGAUAUAUAAUUAAUUGAGUCCUCCUGGUCUUUAAUAGCAUAUAUGAGUUUUCUUUGCAACAUUGCAUAUAAAGCUAAAGAAUUUGCCUUUCAGAUACUGUACUAGAUAAUUUCCCCAACAAGUUGAAUGAAACACCAGAAUAUUUGGAACUGACGGACACAGCUUUUUUCAUCAAUACCAGCUGCCCACCGCUUCUGAGGCCAGAGAGGAAAGUGGACCUUAUUUUGCAUUUAAAUUAUAGUGGAGGAUCACAGGCAUUGGUGAGAAGAUUCUUUUUAUUAUCUUUAGCAACUUGACCAUAACCAUUCGUCUUUUCAUUAAUUUUUUACUUCAAAUAUUAACAGAAGACUGGAAGAGCUUGAAAAAGAACUUUUUGCUAUGCCAUAUAGUUAUUUGGUGUAGCUUCACAUUUGAUAUAAAAAUGGAUUAUUUUCUUCUUCUUCCAAGGACGACUGAGUCAUAUGGAGUAAUACUGGGGGGCAGGCAGGUGGUCCCCAUUUCUCCCUACCACCAAAGAUCUAGCUUCAGCUUUUUACACAGUCUUCUUACAUGGGAAGUAAUGUGGAGAAAGAUGGCUUUGCUUUCUAAUCCUCAGUAUUUUCAUGGAAAGAGAGUGAGAACAAGCAAAAGAGAAACAGCCCCUGGGAGAGGACAGUGGACGUCCUAGACAGACCGGACCUUGGACAAUUAUUAUUGUGUCCUCCUCCUUCAUCACCAUUUUAUAGACUCAUAGUGCUAGAAAAUCUGAUCCACCUACCUAUGCCAAGACAAGAGUGCCCAUACCCCAAAUAUCCCUGAUAAGUGCCAUAUCAUCCUUCUAGUGCAACUACUAGCUUUUGAGAAAGGAAAGCUGUAACCAUAUCUCUUUGGGUUCUGAUGUUGUUCAUGUUUAAUGCUCUAGCCAUUGGAUCUAGCUACAAAAUACUAUGCGGAGCAGGGCAUUCCAUUUCCUAAGGUUGUGCUGACAGAUGAAGACAGGAAGCAUCUCAAGGAAUGCUACCUCUUCGACAAAGCAGAGAGUCCAAAGGCUCCCAUAUUGCUGUAUUUUCCCCUGGUUUGCGAUACCUUCCAAAAAUACAAAGCUCCUGGUGAGUAAAGAAGAGCAAUAGUCUUCCUGAAGACAACAUGACUUUCUUAUCUGCUUAUUUUCAUGACUGACACCUAUACACACACACACACACACACACACACAUAUAUAUAUAUAUAUAUAGACGCGGGUGGCGCUCUGGGUUAAAACAAAGAGCCUAGGGCUUGCUGAUCAGAAGGUCGGCGGUUUGAAUCCCCGCGACGGGGUGACCUCCCGUUGCUCGGUCCCUGCUCCUGCCAGCCUAGCAGUUCAAAAGCACAUCAAAGUGCAAGUAGAUAAAUAGGUACCACUCUGGCGGGAAGGUAAACGGUGUUUCCAUGCGCUGCUCAGGUUCGCCAUGCUGGCCACAUGACCUGGAAGCUGUACACUGGCUUCCUUGACCAAUAAAGUGAGAUGAGCGCCGCAACCCCAGAGUCGGUCACGACUGGACCUAAUGGUCAGGGGUCCCUUUACCUAUAUAUAUAUAUAUAUAUAUAUAUAUAUAUAUAUAUAUACACACACACACACACACACACACAGUGGUACCUUGGGUUAAGUACAAUGGCACUCUAUGCUGCCCAAGUGAAAAGCCACUGUUCAGUUUGAAAAGUGUGUUGUCACUUUGGCAGUAGCAAGUGCUGCAGUGGAAACAAAAGAGCAGCUCUGGGUGUGUGAGGUGCUGUCCUCCAUCUGCAUGGUGGCUGUUUGGGUCAUGGACCCUGGGUUCUAUGUAGCAUCCUCACUUCAGUCUGUCUUCUUUUGUUCCACUGGCUCAUCAUCUUUUAUCCCCAACACAGUCUACUUUAUCAAAUCUUCCUUCUAGCUUCUAGCCUUCAACUUCUAGUCUUCAACCCAUUCCCUCAGCACUUGUUGCACUGCUGCAUUAAAAACCGAGAUGAAUGUGGCAGAUGGAGAUCUUCUCCCCUUCAUUAUAAAUACAUACAAAUAUAGACCAUAAACACAAUCGCCCAACCAUCACAACCUCAAAUUGGUUUCAGUUACCUUCAGGAUUUUCCUCAUCUCAUCCAUUCUGACAGCGUGUUUUACCAAGACGAGGUUGUGUCAAAUAGCCUAGUAAUGGGCAGAGAUUUCUUGCCAGUUUCUCACCGGAAACUGAAGUGGUUGAGCAAUUAACAGGCAGGGAUGAAUAUGCUCAUACUCUCCUCUCUGACUCCUUGAAAAGAAUGUGAAGCUUGGCUGCUCUUGCGAGGCAUUACACACCCACACACCCACCUCUCAACUUAGUUCAAUGUUCUAAUGAAAUUAGAAGUUAUUGACCAGGGAAUGGGGGUGGGGGCUUGUGGCUCUCCAUAUAUUGUUGGACCCACCAGCCCCAGCCAACAUGGUCAGUGGUCAGAAUAGUGAGAGUUAUAGCUCAACAGCAUCUAGGGUGCCAGAGGUUCCCCAGCUCUGAUUUAUUUAGGGAUGCCAUUUUCUGAAAAUCCUGAUGUUGAGCUUAUCCACACACAUCCCACCCCCAGUUCCUGUCUUUCUCCUUGAUCUCAAUGCGAAGUAAGUUACUUAUUUUACUGAUUCUACUAAAAUGGCAAAAAAGAUAACUGCAUAUCAUAUGGAUUAUAGCACACAUUAUUUCCUUCCAUCUUGUUUCCAUAGGUGUAGAACGCAGUCCUAGUGAGAUGGAGGAAGGCCAAGUUGAUGUCAGCAGCACCGUAUUUACCCCAUUUGCUACUGGCGCGCUGCAGUAUUCAGAGGCUAAUUUCAACAAGCUAUUAAAUUUGACCAGCUACAAUAUCCUCAAUAAUCAACAUAUGAUUCUUCAGGCUCUGCGUACAGCAGUACAACGAAAGAAGCAGCAGAAGCAACAGUCUCUAUGACUCUCUUCUUAACCCUCUCCAAAUGUAUUUUCUGCAUUUUCUGCCACUUGCCAGUAUUACAGAAAUGGGAACUUGCUAAUUAUUAUUUGUGAUUUAUGUGCCGCAAGUGUACCAAGGUGCUCUGUUAUUUUGUUUGCAUACAAAUAUGGUAGGAAACAAAUUGGGAGAUAGUGACUGAGAGACAUCUACUCGCAAUUGGUCACCAAUGAGGGGCUGGAACAUGGUCGUCUUAGGCUCAGGUCCAGCACUACAGAGGCUUUGCUAAAAUAUAGACCUGAGUUAUAUUGCCUCAGCAACCGAAGCUUAGUGACAAAAGCCAUUGACAAAAUACGAAUAUCUAUAAUAGGCCUCUAAGUUUCAGAUCUUAGGUUUUGUUCAUAAAUGCAUGAUUGUCACUUGAUGAUGGCAAUAUGAAGCAGCCAUUACCGAUCAAACAAACCAGAAGAGAACUCCCCUCUCACUUCAUAUCAACCCAGAUACAAUACCUUGAAAUGGAGAAAGUUUACAUGUUCAGCGCGAGCUCAUUGACUGAGACCAAUAUGUUAUCAAGUGAUGUACAUACAAUGUGAAUUUGUUCUCAGUAUCUUCUAGAGAUAUGAUAUUGGUUUUCAUGAAGCAAUGGAGUGUUCAUAUGUGAAUCAGCCUUCCCUAUGUGAAAAUUCAGAUCGAGAAAUACUGUUAUGAGUUUGGGGGGUGCCAGACCUCUAAAUUUCUGGAUCCAGUUAAGUGCUAAAAGCUAAUCAGGCCAGGCUAGCUUCCUGUGUUCAGGUAAUUGCCUGGGCGAAGGGCCAUUAAAUGAGAACAAAGGAAAAGGUGACAGGCCAUUAAGAAGGAAAAAGAGAGGGGGCUCUGGGGCAGAUGGCGAAUAGAAAGUUAAAAAGACAAAAGUCAGAGUUUAAAGUGAAGUGUGUGUAAUGUCGCCUAGAGGUAAAGUUGCAGGCUAGAAAGGAAAAAAGG
Molecule: messenger RNA, 40643 nt
Organism: Podarcis lilfordi (Lilford's wall lizard)
Lineage: Eukaryota; Metazoa; Chordata; Lepidosauria; Squamata; Lacertidae
Source: the annotation of a GenBank genome assembly